Molecule: messenger RNA, 411 nt
Organism: Trichobilharzia szidati
Lineage: Eukaryota; Metazoa; Platyhelminthes; Trematoda; Strigeidida; Schistosomatidae
Source: the annotation of a GenBank genome assembly
AUGUCAUCCAGAUUUGUGGUUAACUAUUACCGCAUCCUCUACAGUGUGAUCCUUCUUUUAGUCCACUUCAAUUUAUCCACUGGUGAAUAUGGAAAGAAUAAUUAUGAACAAAUUGAAACAGGUUACACAUCUUCUGUAGAAAAAGAAAUAGUCAAAGCACCGUUGAGUUUUAUGCCAGUUUGUAAACCUCAACAAAUACAUACAUUUUCUCAGCGGCAAAUUCGAUGUGCAUGUGGAGUUCAAUGUCGAUAUGUAUGCCAGACGAAGGCAACUACAAGUACAGAAAAAAAGACAGGAGAAGAACAACAAGGAAAAACUUGUAAGAGAGUUUGUCGACAAAAGCCGUGCUACCGACCACUGUCACACACAGUAUAUCACUAUCGAUUAGUCAAUGGAUUAUGCAGGAUAUAA